Messenger RNA from Daktulosphaira vitifoliae (grape phylloxera), 1334 nucleotides. RefSeq lists its product as uncharacterized. The record is from RefSeq and is a predicted model, not a curated record. Bases 273 to 1040 code for a protein of 255 amino acids. NCBI's taxonomy places the organism in Eukaryota, Metazoa, Arthropoda, Insecta, Hemiptera, Phylloxeridae. The transcript has 2 exons.
AUUCCGUGCCUAGUUUAACCUAUGAUUUAGUACACAGUGUUUUUGAAUUUCAAUUUAACUUAUAUUUUUUUGGUUAUUUGUUUAUAUGUUAAUACUUAUUUUUAACUAAUUAUUAGUAAUAUCAAAAUUUAGUGGCGAUGAAAAAAAUCUAAUUGCAGACUUGAAAUCAGCGCGAAAAACUACUCAAGAAAAGAAUAUUUUAGCUUCGAUGCGAUAUUUAACAUUUACACUUACUAUUUAUAGCUAAAAUCUAUACGUGUGUGCAAAUUGAUAUGGGAAAUAUUACACUUGAUGUCGCAAAAGAACAUAUACAUAACCACGAGACAUUGUUACCUUUGAGAAUACAAGAUGGUAAUGUGUAUACUAAUGCUGAUAUGUCAGUCGAAAACUUUGAAGAAUACUACCUAAAUGACGAUAUUGAUAAUCUUGUACCUUUGGAUGAACCAUAUAAAGGUACAAUGCCUCGCUUAUCAUACCAUACACCUGUUGUCGGAAGAAACUUACGAGAAAUUACAGAAUAUGCUAUAACAGAAUAUAACGAUCCAUACGAAGCCAUAAUUUGGCUGAAAAAUGUUAUUGAAAGCAUUGGAAUUACAAUAUUAGUGCAAUAUAGUAUAAUCACAACAAUCAUGAUAACAAAUGUAUUAAAACAACACGACAAAUUUAGUGUUCAUUUUAAAAAGGCCAAAACUUUUUUCAAUUUUCUAUUAGAAAAAUUUAGAGAUUAUCGUUUGCGUAGAGAACCGAUUGAUCAGAUAAUUUUAAUUUUUAAUGAAUAUAACCAAUCUCCAAAACUGGAAGAAAACAAACAAAAAUUCAUUAAACUUAGCAAGAGUUUUGCCGAGCGUUUUACUUACUGUACAUAUUUGGUAAAGAUGCCAGUAAUUACAAUUAUAGAUAAAAAAUUAUUUUGUAGAAGCACUAAUAUAACUACAUUAAAAGAUUUUAAUACAGCUAUAACAUAUUGUAAUAACAAACAGCUAGAUAAAUUCUAUUCUUACGUAGAAUUUACUGUAAAAAUUUUAAAAGGUAAACAUUAAAAUACUUUAUAGUAUUUUAAUGUUAUAUAGUGUCUUAAAAUAAAACUCUAUAUAGAGUGUCCAGUAGUAAGGAAACGGGUUUUUAUUGUUUCAUUGCUUGUAACAAUUGAUCUAUUUCCUUACUUACUUAUACCCUAUAAAGUGUGUUAUUGUUCAUAAGGAAAUACUUACCAGUAUGUUUGAAAUUAAUUUUUUUUUCAUAAAUAGAUCCAGAAAAUACUAGUGGAUUAAAAUUAAAAAUAUAUUAAGCGUUAGGUUUAUUAAAUAUUUUUAAUGAUAAAAUUUUAAAAAAUU